GACGAUGUAUUUGCGAGAGAGCAAAAGAGAAAGAGAGAGAGAGAGAUGAUUUUCUGCGUGUGUGCAGCAGCACUGCGUUGGCUGCCAGCCGCGCAGAAGCAACUGACUCACCCGUGCAAGAGCAGUCAGUGUUCGAUAUGCCGUGAGCCGAGAUACACACGCACUCGACUCCGUUUUUAUCAUCGCGCAACGUUUAUAUACCCCGCAAUAAUAUAGCAGCCGAUGAUCGUACGAUGAUCUUCAACCGCUGAUAUCACCGCUACUGCUCUUCUCGAAUUCGCGCCGCCGUCGUCGGGCGUCGUUUGGAGUCGCCGAGCUGCCGAUAGACCAAAAAAAAGGAGUCGUUGCGGAUUCGCGUGUGUUUCUUCGAUAUACAUAAUAUAAGCAGCAGCGACAACAACCGUUCGUCUAUCUAUCUGACUGCCCCGAGGGAGCUCUGCGAGAGAAGAGCAAAAGAAGAUCCGCAAACAACGCGUCAUACUCGUGUACACAUACACACACAUAUACGCACACCCACACGACGACGUGGACGACGGGCAUCGGGAUAUACGAUUUAGCGUAAACAACUAUCUUCAAUAACAAUAAAUAAUGGACGAACAAUCGAAUUGGCGAGGCAACGACAGUCCCUCCAACAAGCGACAUUGGAGCCCAUCAGAUAUACGUAGGCGUAGGCUCCUCGACACGGUGAGAAUCAAAAUUCCGAAAAAAUCGAUGAAUGACAAAGCUGCCGUUCUCGACGAUCUGCUCUUACAGUUUGCGGCCAAGAGGAAAAAAAAUGGUCUCGCUGACGAUUGUCAGGCGCAUAUAAAAGAUAGAUUCAAUUUUGUGAAGAAGCCAGAAAUGAAACCCCAAUCAUUGAGCAAAAAAAAUAUUCAAAAUGCAGCAUUACGAAUGAAAGAUGGAGAUGAUAAGAUUUCAGACCUAGUCACAGACAUCAAAUCAUCAAAAUUUAGAAUUUCCUCAGAUCCAAGCGUAGAUUGUAAUAUUACACAUGGUGUAGCAACUCUUAGUUGUUAUAGUAAUAUACCCAGAAUUACGGCUGUGACAGAAGACUUGAGUGAUGCGCCGCUACAAGACUGCAGUAGGCCUCAAAUUACAAACAAGUUAGAAAACAUCAGUAUUCACUGUGAUCCAAAAACUUAUGAUAAUGGUACUACAAAUCAACAAAUUAAUAAUGAAUUUUUAGAUCAAACAUCCCGUUUAUCAUUGGAUAAAAACGUAAGCAACGGUAGUGGUGCUACUGCUGCACAUCAACAACAGCAGGCCAUUGUCGAAUGUUCCACGAACUGUUCUAGACGGUUUAUAGAGUAAGUUAUAGAUAUUUGUGUUAAUAAAAAAUUCAGAGAGAGAAUAAUCGUCAUUCUCUUUCUUAGCCGUGUUUUAUUGUGCGGAACUUUUAAGUGAAAAAUUUUAUAACGAUUUUGAACGUUUACGAUUAGGUUUGAAUGUUUACGAUUAGGCAAGAAUCGUAUCGUGAAAUAUCAAAUUAAGUUUAAUUGUAACAUUAUAAGGUAACAAAUGUACAUUCUUCAAACCCUCAUUAUUACAUGAAUAUAAUUAAUUUUUUCGUCGUCUACAUUGUAAAUUACACUUUGGUACUCUUUAAUAUUAUUCAUCUUUUACCGAUGAUGACAUGAAUUGAGAAAAUCGCCAUGUAAUUUACAGUAUUUUAUAUUACAGCUUUUUGUAUAACAAUGUUUUACAAAUAUUAUAUACGAAAUAAAUCACUAUUGAUACUGAAAUAGAAAAA
Molecule: messenger RNA, 1750 nt
Organism: Trichogramma pretiosum
Lineage: Eukaryota; Metazoa; Arthropoda; Insecta; Hymenoptera; Trichogrammatidae
Exons: 2
Coding region: 589-1311 (240 amino acids)
Source: RefSeq, a predicted model, not a curated record